GAAAGAAAGGAAGCGGCCGAAGGAGGCGGCGGCGCGGAGAUGAGAGGAUGGUGGUGGCGGUGACGCGGAAGGAGGAUGGAGUCUGUAGAUUAUUUAGAAGAACUUCCUGAGACAGAUGAGCCCGCCUGGAUCUUAGGAAGACAGCACCACCUAAAAACAGAAAAAUCUAAGCUUCUUUCGGAUAUCGGCUCUCGUCUUUGGUUUACCUACAGAAGGAAAUUUUCACCCAUUGGUGGUACAGGGCCUUCCUCAGAUGCUGGCUGGGGCUGCAUGUUGCGGUGUGGACAGAUGAUGUUGGCUCAGGCUCUGAUCUGUCGACAUUUGGGAAGGGAUUGGCAAUGGGAGGAAUACAGAAAGCAACCAGAAGAAUAUAAAAAGAUUUUGUGCUGCUUCCUGGACAGAAAAGAUUGCUGUUACUCAAUUCAUCAAAUGGCGCAGAUGGGUGUUGGCGAAGGGAAAUCUAUUGGGGAAUGGUUCGGACCAAAUACUGUUGCCCAAGUACUCAAGAAACUCGCAGUCUUUGAUGAAUGGAAUUCCUUAGCUGUUUACGUGUCUAUGGACAACACUGUGGUGAUUGAAGAUAUCAAAAAAAUGUGCGGGGUCCCACCCCAGGGUUGCCCCAGGUCUCACAGCAGUUCACUGUCAUAUAGGAGCUCCGCCAACCCAGCCAAGACCUCAGGGGCUCCCUGUUGCAGUUGGAAGCCUCUGCUGCUGAUCGUGCCCCUCCGCCUGGGGAUAAACCACAUCAAUCCAGUUUAUGUUGACGCUUUUAAGGAAUGCUUUAAGAUGCCGCAAUCUUUAGGAGCUUUAGGAGGAAAACCAAACAAUGCCUACUACUUUAUAGGAUUUCUGGGAAAUGAAUUGAUCUACCUGGACCCUCACACCACCCAGGUCUUUGUAGAUUCGGAUGAGAAUGGUGCAGUUGAUGACCAUAGCUUCCACUGCCAGCAACCCCCCCAGCGGAUGAAGAUAAUGAAUCUUGAUCCCUCUGUAGCAUUAGGAUUUUUUUGUAAAGAAGAAAAGGACUUUGACAACUGGUGUAGUCUUGUGCAAAAGGAGAUACAUAAGAAGCAGAGUCUACGAAUGUUUGAGCUGGUUCAGAAGCACCCACCACAUUGGCCCCCGUUCAUACCGCCCACGAAACCAGAAGUCACCACCACCGGGGCAGAGCUGAUUGACUCCACGGACAAACUGUUUGAGAUGGAAGAAGAGUUUGAGAUCUUGAGCGUGUGAAGGCAACCUGGCCCGCAGUCCAGGACCGGGAGUAAAACCACAGUAAAACCACAGAGCCUUUCUUAGCCUGAAGUGCCUGUGAACAGACACAAGACCUCAGGAGAACAGUUCCAAAAAAAAAAAAAAAAGCACUUCUUGAGAAGGGCAUGGAUCCUGGUUCCCCAGCCCGUGUGUUUGUCCCCCCGCCAUCCCGCUUCCCCUCCCCAAGAAAAGAACCUUGUCUGAAGACGUGCUCUUGGGAAACCCGAAAUCAAAAACGGGCUUGUCGUAUGGCCAGCGUCAACGAUGGCUGGACGGUAAUUAUAAUGCAAUAGCUUUGCUCACGCUGAAAGCACGGCGGCGUGCAGGAGUGCGUUCACCUCUCGUUCCUUCACGUGGACAAUUUUUUUUUAAGCAGUAAAUGUCAUCGCCUUGGUUUUUUUUCCUCUCUCUUUUCUUUUUUCUCAACGAUUCACCCGAUCGGGCGAAACCAAUGCUUUUAUUCAAUAUCUUCACAUUUCUUGGCACUGCACUUCAAAAAACAACAACCCCAAAGCGUUUUUUUUAUGGAAGGACACGUAUGCUAUGUGCAAUUUUACACACACACAAAACCACAUUUCUCGUUUCUAGGAAAAUACAUGAAUAAGCAGAGGACUGGGAGGCAACCGUUCAACUCCUCCCCUGUUCUUGCAACAUAUACAGGAGGUCUCUUUAUAAUUAUGACGGCCCUUCUUCACUUUGGCUUUAACUUCAAAUCAUUAUUAAACCUUUUGCUCCC
Molecule: messenger RNA, 1990 nt
Organism: Protobothrops mucrosquamatus (brown spotted pit viper)
Lineage: Eukaryota; Metazoa; Chordata; Lepidosauria; Squamata; Viperidae
Gene: ATG4A
Product: autophagy related 4A cysteine peptidase
Exons: 13
Coding region: 76-1233 (385 amino acids)
Molecular function (GO): protein-phosphatidylethanolamide deconjugating activity
Source: RefSeq, a predicted model, not a curated record